GGAUCACAGACGGCCGUCUACUCCCGGUGUCCUAGAGCUUCCCGGAAGUCUUUGUAGUCGCCUCCCGGCCUGGCCCCGCUUCCGGCCGGCCCCUUGCUCUCCGCCGUCAGGCCGCUGUGCUCCAGAGCGCGCGUUGCAGGCAAUUGCAUCUGGGACCUGCCUCUGGGCUGGCUGAUCAAAAAGGAGGCAGUAGCAAUGUCUGCUGUGGGGGCUGCAGCUCCAUACCUGCAUCACCCUGGUGACAGUCAGAGUGGCCAGGUGAGUUUCCUGGGGGCCCAGCCCCCCCCAGAGGUGGCAGCAAUGCCCCGGCUCUUGGGAGACCUGGACAGGGGCACAUUCAGGAAGUUGCUGAAGCUGGUGGUCAGCAGCCUGCAGGGAGAAGACUGCCGUGAGGCUGUGCAGCGCCUCGGGACUGGUGCACACCUGUCAGAGGAACGGCUGGGGGCCCUGCUUGCCGGCACCCACACGCUGCUCCAGCAGGCCCUCCGGCUGCCCCUGGCCAGCCUGAAGCCCGACACCUUCAAGGGCCAGCUCCAGGAGCUCUCCAUCCCCCAAGACCUGGUAAUGGACUUGGCCAGUGUGGUAUUUGGGAGCCAGCGGCCUCUCCUUGACUCUGUUGCCAGGCAGCAGGGGGCCUGGCUGCCCCAUGUUGCCUACUUCCGUUGGAGGGUGGAUGUGGCAAUCUCUACCAGUGCCCUGGCCCGCUCCUUGCAGCCAAGCGUCCUGAUGCAGCUGAUGCUUUCAGAUGGGUCGACAUACCGCUUUGAGGUCCCCACAGCCAAGUUCCAGGAGCUUCGGUAUAGCGUGGCCCUGAUGCUGAAGGAGAUGGCCGACCUGGAAAAGAAGUGCGAGCACAAACUACAGGACUGACCCGGGUGCCCAGUUGCUUUGGUCACCUGGGGACAGCUGCUCAGACAUCUCCAAAGUGAAGCCCGCCCUGCCCAGGAGGCCCUCUGCAGUGAGAGUGUGGGACUGCAACCAUGUCAUUCUCAGUUUGAUGGAAAAAAAUAGCAGUUUCUCUCCCCCACUUGGAAGUAGAGCAACUAUAAAGUCGUAUCUUCCCAACUGCUGUCACCUGCACACCUGCCCCCUGGCCACUGGCAUUGUUGCUAGGUGAGGGUACCCACUGCUCCAGGCCAAUGCCUCGGCGCAGAUGCCGAGCUCCUUUAGCUGGUCUCCGUGUGGAACCUGAUCACUCUGCUCAUUUGCUUCUGUGAACCCUGUGUUUCAGUGUGGACCUUUCUCCUGUCUUAAAUCCUUGACCUCAUGAAGCCAACACUGUAAUGGGGAGGGGAAGACAUUAUAAAGCACACAACAAAUAAAUGGUAUAGCUUGUUA
Messenger RNA from Phyllostomus hastatus (greater spear-nosed bat), 1338 nucleotides. It is a transcript of the gene COMMD5, whose product is annotated as COMM domain containing 5. Gene Ontology annotation, cellular component: nucleus. Bases 196 to 870 code for a protein of 224 amino acids. The transcript is spliced from 2 exons. The record is from RefSeq and is a predicted model, not a curated record. NCBI's taxonomy places the organism in Eukaryota, Metazoa, Chordata, Mammalia, Chiroptera, Phyllostomidae.